This is a messenger RNA of Pseudophryne corroboree (corroboree frog), 2195 nucleotides long. It is a transcript of the gene ZNHIT2, whose product is annotated as zinc finger HIT-type containing 2. Lineage: Eukaryota; Metazoa; Chordata; Amphibia; Anura; Myobatrachidae. The transcript has a single exon. The record is from RefSeq and is a predicted model, not a curated record. Bases 189 to 1838 code for a protein of 549 amino acids.
UUCUAUAGGGUGACGCCCAUUCAUCACGUGUCUAUAGCAGGUCAUCAACAUCGUGGGUCAGAGGUCAGCAGAGCACGUGGUCAGCGCUCUGACUGUGAUUGGACGAGGAUUGGGGCCAGAGAGCGUCCAGUGUUUGGCUUUGUUUCGUACUUCCCGCAUGCGGGUGGUUACUAGGGUAACACGGCAAGAUGGAGGUACCGGGACAGCAUGAGAUCAUCAUCCCAGCCCGCAGCACAUCCCCCACCCCUGCCAUACAGCCGCCGCGGGGGAGAGAGGGAUCGGGCUGCGUUCUGUGCUCUCUCUGCUUGUCCGGCCCCGGGAAAUACACGUGCCCGCGGUGCAACGCUCCCUAUUGCAGCCUGGCAUGUUACACGGGGGCGCGGCACACCGCCUGCUCCGAGCUCUUCUACCGGGAGUCGGUGCUGCAAGCGCUGCGGGAGGAGAAGGCCGAUCCCCGGGAGAGGAGGCAGAUGGAGGAGAUGCUGCUUACACUGCGGGAGAGAGUGGCUGCUGUGGAAACUGCGCCCGAGCUACGAGGGGUGAUUGCUGGAGAGGAGGCAGACUUGUGGGAUAGCCUCACCCCCCAGGAGAAGGAGGACUUCCGCCGGCUGGUACAUAGCGGGGACAUCGGCUGUCUGGUUCCUGAAUGGAAGCCGUGGUGGGACAGUAAGGAGAGGCAUGGGAAGAUAACGGAGCUGCCAGAGCCUGCAGGGAGCCCACAGACGCCGAUGGGAGACCAGAUGGUCCCUAGUGAUGCUGAUAUAGUUCAGGGCGAUCAGCCAGUCUCCUCUCAGCAGCAGUGGGCCACUGAUCAUCGGCUCCGGAGGGGGCCCCUGAAACACGGGUUAGUGCCAAGCUGUGACCCUGAGAAGUCAGGCGCACCCACCUGUGCCGCUGAGCCCGCCACUGUCCCUCUGUCUAACCCAAAUACAGGCUGCCCUGGUGCCCUCCAUGUUACAGCGCUCCCUGAGCAUGUGUCCUGUUACCUGGAGGAUGCCCAGACUGGCUCUUCCAACCACACGGGCAGUGAUAGUAAUGAUGCUACUAAUAAGCCCUGCACCCAUCAGCAGGGUGUCAUUAAGAGUGGGGUUCCAGAACGGACCACAAAUAGCGAUAAGAUACAAGAUGUAUCCGCAAGAGCGUGCCCAAGGGUUGUGGACCAGUCCAAAGUCUCUCGGGUUCCUCCUCUUUUACGCUCCAUUCCACCACUGAGCUCGCUCAGUCGUAAUCCUUCACCAUUAGUGCGUUACAGCCUUGUCAAUGUGUUAUACAGCUAUGCCUUUUCCCUUCUGCAGCACAAUGGGGAUCUGAGUGACAAUAGUAUUUUGUUAAAUUUCACAGGAACCUUGCUGUGUGUGUCUGCUGCUCUCACCACCACCAUUGUGUACAACUCCACAGCUCAUGCUAUAAAGAGCGCUGUGCGUGCUGCCUCAGACCCGCUAUUGGGAGGGGAUGAAAGUGGAGCCUGUCUAGCAAUAGCAGCCACAUCUAAUAUUCUACGAGGUGAUGGGAGCAAAAGGUAUUCACUUGCUGCUCUCUCCCACCUGUCCCGUCUGCUGGGAAAAACGCGCAAGCUUGAGGCGGAAGAGAAAGAUAUGAAGACAGCGUCAUUUAAUGCCAAGAAAAAAUGUUUGUUUCUAGCAGCGUGGGUAAAUGAGAAUGAGACAUAUCUACCCAGUCUGUCUGCAGAGGUCAUGACAGAGUCCAAACAGUAUCUUAAAGACCUCAGUGAAGUGGCUGAGAUAUCAAAACAGCUUCAGAAGGCCUGGGGUGGAAAAAGACCACCAGAGAGAAAGAAACUCAUACAAGUAGUUAACUCACCUGGAAGUGAACUCUGACUUGUCAAUGCUAAGCCCUGAGUUAUAGGCAGCUUUGUAACAUCAUAGUAAAUGGUUAUAAAGAAUGGCUUGCCUGGUUGCCACGUAGACAAAAAAAAAAAAUGCACACCCUUUUGCGUGUGUGUUUUUGUUUUUACAGUUAAGAUGCUCCUGUAUCCUGGAUGUCACAUUUUAUAGUUGAACAUUUAAAUAUUUCUUCCAGCUAUACAUAUGUAUAUUUUCAUUGAUACUCUUCUCAUAUCAUUUGUAUCAGUUGAUUUCUUAUAUCUUAAUGGAAUGGAAAUCUGGCAUUUGAAGGGUGAGUUCCCUUGUCACAUUAUGAAAUUUUGUGCUCCUAAUAAAAUUAUUCAAAACUUA